This is a messenger RNA of Pipistrellus kuhlii (Kuhl's pipistrelle), 3249 nucleotides long. It is a transcript of the gene RRM1, whose product is annotated as ribonucleotide reductase catalytic subunit M1. Gene Ontology annotation, cellular component: ribonucleoside-diphosphate reductase complex. The transcript is spliced from 20 exons. Gene Ontology annotation, molecular function: ATP binding; ribonucleoside-diphosphate reductase activity, thioredoxin disulfide as acceptor. Gene Ontology annotation, biological process: DNA replication; deoxyribonucleotide biosynthetic process. The record is from RefSeq and is a predicted model, not a curated record. The coding region runs from base 175 to 2553 and encodes 792 amino acids. Lineage: Eukaryota; Metazoa; Chordata; Mammalia; Chiroptera; Vespertilionidae.
UCACGGGUGGCGGGAAGGAGAUUCGGAUUGUCUCGUCUCGGCAGCGGGAAGUGCUCUGCGGAGGAAAAGCGCUCCGGGGACCCACUCCACUCGCGGCACUUGUGCAGCUCCUGGAGGUCGACUCUUCGCACUUCGCCACCUUCCGGACCCACAGCGCCUCUGCCACCAGCUGCGAUGCAUGUGAUCAAGCGAGAUGGCCGCCAAGAACGGGUCAUGUUUGACAAAAUUACAUCUCGAAUCCAGAAACUUUGUUAUGGACUCAAUAUGGACUUCGUUGAUCCUGCGCAGAUCACCAUGAAAGUAAUCCAGGGUUUAUACAGCGGGGUCACUACUGUGGAACUGGAUACUUUGGCUGCUGAAACAGCUGCAACCUUGACUACUAAGCACCCUGACUAUGCCAUUCUGGCAGCAAGGAUUGCUGUCUCUAACUUGCACAAAGAAACAAAGAAAGUAUUCAGUGAUGUGAUGGAAGACCUCCACAACUACAUAAAUCCACAUAAUGGCAAACACUCUCCUAUGGUGGCCCAGUCAACACUGGAUAUUGUUUUGGCAAAUAAAGAUCGCCUGAAUUCUGCCAUUAUCUAUGACCGAGAUUUCUCUUAUAAUUACUUUGGCUUUAAGACGCUAGAGCGGUCCUACUUGUUGAAGAUCAAUGGAAAAGUGGCUGAAAGACCACAACAUAUGUUGAUGAGGGUAUCUGUGGGGAUUCACAAAGAAGAUAUCGAUGCUGCUAUUGAAACAUACAACCUUCUUUCUGAGAGGUGGUUUACCCAUGCCUCCCCCACACUCUUCAAUGCUGGUACCAACCGCCCACAACUUUCUAGCUGUUUCCUUCUGAGUAUGAAAGAUGAUAGUAUUGAAGGCAUUUAUGAUACACUAAAGCAGUGUGCCUUGAUUUCCAAGUCUGCUGGGGGAAUUGGUGUUGCUGUAAGUUGUAUUCGAGCUACUGGCAGCUACAUUGCUGGGACCAACGGCAAUUCCAAUGGCCUUGUACCAAUGCUGAGAGUCUAUAACAACACAGCUCGAUAUGUAGAUCAAGGAGGGAACAAGCGACCUGGAGCGUUUGCUAUUUACCUGGAGCCGUGGCAUUUAGACAUCUUUGAGUUUCUUGACUUAAAGAAGAACACAGGAAAGGAAGAACAGCGAGCCAGGGACCUUUUCUUUGCCCUUUGGAUUCCAGAUCUCUUCAUGAAACGAGUGGAGACUAAUCAGGACUGGUCUUUAAUGUGUCCAAAUGAGUGUCCUGGUCUGGAUGAGGUUUGGGGAGAGGAAUUUGAGAAGCUAUAUGAAAGUUAUGAGAAACAGGGUCGUGUUCGCAAAGUUGUAAAAGCUCAACAGCUUUGGUAUGCGAUUAUUGAGUCUCAGACAGAGACAGGUACCCCGUACAUGCUGUACAAAGAUUCCUGUAAUCGGAAGAGCAAUCAGCAGAACCUGGGAACAAUCAAAUGCAGCAACCUGUGCACAGAAAUAGUAGAAUAUACCAGCAAAGAUGAGGUUGCAGUUUGUAACUUGGCUUCCCUGGCCCUGAAUAUGUACGUCACACCAGAACACACAUACGACUUUAAGAAGCUGGCUGAAGUCACCAAAGUCAUUGUCCGAAAUUUGAAUAAAAUUAUUGAUAUUAACUACUACCCUGUCCCAGAGGCAUACUUAUCCAAUAAACGUCAUCGCCCUAUUGGAAUUGGGGUACAAGGUCUGGCAGAUGCUUUUAUUCUGAUGAGGUAUCCUUUCGAGAGUCCAGAGGCCCAGUUAUUGAAUAAGCAAAUCUUUGAAACCAUUUAUUAUGGAGCCUUGGAAGCCAGCUGUGAUCUGGCCAAGGAGCAUGGCCCAUAUGAAACCUACAAGGGCUCUCCAGUCAGCAAAGGAGUCCUUCAGUACGAUAUGUGGAAUGUCACUCCCACAGACCUGUGGGACUGGAAACUUCUCAAGGACAAGAUUGCAAAGUAUGGGAUAAGAAACAGUUUACUUAUUGCCCCAAUGCCUACUGCUUCCACUGCUCAGAUUCUGGGGAAUAAUGAGUCCAUUGAGCCUUAUACCAGCAACAUCUACACUCGUAGAGUCUUGUCAGGAGAAUUUCAGAUUGUAAAUCCUCAUUUACUGAAAGAUCUUACUGAGAGGGGCUUAUGGAAUGAAGAGAUGAAAAAUCAGAUUAUUGCUUGCAAUGGCUCUAUCCAGAGCAUACCAGAAAUUCCUGAUGACUUGAAGCAACUUUAUAAAACGGUCUGGGAAAUCUCUCAGAAAACCGUUCUCAAGAUGGCAGCCGAGAGAGGAGCUUUCAUUGACCAAAGCCAGUCUCUGAACAUCCAUAUUGCUGAGCCUAACUAUGGCAAACUCACCAGUAUGCACUUCUACGGCUGGAAGCAGGGUUUGAAGACUGGGAUGUAUUAUUUAAGGACAAGACCAGCAGCCAACCCGAUCCAGUUCACUCUAAACAAAGAGAAGCUGAAAGAUAAGGAAAAGGCAUCAAAAGAGGAAGAAGAGAAGGAGAGGAACACAGCAGCCAUGGUGUGCUCUUUGGAGAAUAGAGAUGAGUGUAUGAUGUGUGGGUCCUAAGGAAAGAAGAGACCAGCACUUCAAUAGCCAGACUACUUCUUGAGCAUAGAUAGGUGUAAUAGGUUUGCUUGAAGUGGUAAGCCUUUGCUGAACCUUUCUGUAGCCAAAGGAUCACUUGAUUUAAAGUAUUGUUUCUCUCUAUAAAGUAAUAGAGGAAUUACUUUUAAAAAAUUGAUAUAUUUGGAAUCAGUAAAAGUUUUAGAAUAAGGAUAAUUAAGUAGAGUUUCAUUCCCCACUUGGCACUUCUUUUUUCGGUUGACUUCAAUUUUGCUACAAAACAGGUUUGCUGCAAAAUUGUGUCUUAGCCCAUGAGAAGUGCUGACGGGACCUUUAUGUGGAUAGUGGUCAUUCUAUCUGACUUAUUUCACUUAGUAGCUUUUCAAAGUUUAUACAUGUUGUAGCAUGUAUAAGAAUUUCUUUCGGGGGGGGGGGGGUUGUUAUCUAAGGUCUGAGACAGUAGAAGAGUUAAAGGUGUCAUGACUUCAACUGUUAACUUUAUGGCUGGACAUCAGCCAAUUCUGGAGGAAGCUGUUAGGAUGUUUGCUCUCAGUGCUGCUUAAAGGUCUUAGGGUUUAAAAUUUGUGUUCCAUAGACAGUUCAGGUGUAUAUUAAGGCACCUUUGGCAUCAGCCUUUUGGUCAUGUCCUUGUUUCUUUUUUUUCCAGCUUGUUUUUUGUCAGAAAUUUUUCAUUCUUUC